UACCAUAAUAAUGCCUUGGGUUAAAACAAAACCAAAAUCGGUCAAUUUUGAUGUAUUUAUAAUUCGUAUAUUGGAAUAUGUUGAAAUGCGUAUCAAAAAAGAAUUACCAACAAUACAUCGAAUAUUAUAUCGUUGUCCACCGGAUGAAUAUAUUCUACUUCGAAAUUUAUUCAAUUUAUUUGGUGGUUAUUUUAUUUGUAAAUUAUUAUUAGUUUUAUGUGUCGAUUUACCCGAUGAAUCAGACAAAUAUGAUAAAGAUCGUUUAUUCAUACAUAAAUGGGGAUUAUUAAUGAUGAUCACUGGUUUUGUUUUUUCAAUACAAUUUCGUACAGUUAUUUGUUUAUUAUUACCAUCAUUGGUAGUCACAUCAAAUGGUAUAUUUUUCUAUAUACGUUUUAUACAACGAGCAUUGAAAAUAUUAAUACCAUCAAUAUUUGGAAAUAUUCGAUCAUUAUGGAAUAUAAUGGCCUGUCUACUUAAUUAUCAUCAUACGAGGCAAAGAGCUAUGUUUCGAUUAGCUUUCCGUCCACUCAUUAAUUUGUUUACAGAUUCAUCAAAAGUAUUUACAGCAAAAGAAUUAUUAGAUUCAGAUAUCGUUAGAAAAAAUCUUAGUGAUUCAUUUCAAUCGUUUCGGAUUGAUACGAAUGAUUUGAGACAAUAUUGUCUAACACUUGUUGAACCAUUCAAUAAGGAUGAUUUUUGUAGUAAAACUCUUGAAGAUUUAUAUGCCAAUAGUAACAUUUUUUCUAGACAAAUUUACAAUCAAGUUUAUAAUGCUUGUUACGCUGCAUUGAAUAAUCUUGGCAGUGAUUUAUGUGAACAAAUUAUUGAUCCAUUAAAACAUUUUGAUAAUUAUACCAAACAAUUUGGACAAAUCAAUCUUUAUGAUUCUAUUGAAAUGAUGCAAUCUGGUCAAAAUUAUGAACAAAUUAGCGAAACAUUAGAUAUGUUACAAUCAUUGGUUGGAUAUCGAAUGGAUUUAGAAGAAGAAUUUCUUAGUGAAUUUGAAUGGGUAGGAAUUGUUGGAUUUAUUGCUCGUGUAGUAUUUCUUGUAUCAUUAAUAGCGGCAGCGCUUCGAGCCAUUUUUUAUCAUAAUAAUUAUCUUAAACAUAUUAAUUUUGACAAUCAUUAUAUUGAUCGAUAUUUUUAUCAUAUUGAUUACAAACGUAAAGCAAUGAACAAAAUUCAUUUGUUACCAUUACGAGGUAAUGAUCGUUGGCAACUAAUACCAACAUUUGGUUUGAAAAAAAGUGUCUAUGAAAAUGCAGCUUAUUUUGUUUUUCAAAAGAGAGCCUUAAUUAUAACAUUUAUUGUAUUUUUGUUUUUACUUUUUAUCGAUUUCGUUUUUACUGAUUGUAUUAAUACAAUAUCAUCCAAAUUAUCGGUUAGUGAUCAUAUUAAUAUAAUGGUUCAUCGAUUUCAUGGUGAAGCUACUGGCAGUUUUUUUGCUAAAGUUAUCAAUGGUCUUAUGAAAAAAUUACAUUUCAAUUAUACAGAAUUAUUUCGUCAAGAUUGGCAUACUUGUAGACAAUUUAAUAAAAAUCAAUUAGGUUUGCCACAAUAUCAAAGCAUUAUGAUCGAUUAUAUAUUAUUGAUUUUAAUGUAUUUAUUAUCCAUUCAUUUUAUACGAUUUCGACAUUUUAUUUGUGAUUUUUUCUAUUAUCGUUAUGGUAAACAAAGAGUUAUUUAUCUUUAUAAUCAAAAAUUAAGAAAUCGUAAACGAUUCUUAAGAUUUCGACAUUAA
This is a messenger RNA of Dermatophagoides pteronyssinus (European house dust mite), 1744 nucleotides long. RefSeq lists its product as uncharacterized. The record is from RefSeq and is a predicted model, not a curated record. Gene Ontology annotation, cellular component: membrane. Lineage: Eukaryota; Metazoa; Arthropoda; Arachnida; Sarcoptiformes; Pyroglyphidae.